Molecule: messenger RNA, 7199 nt
Organism: Spirodela intermedia
Lineage: Eukaryota; Viridiplantae; Streptophyta; Magnoliopsida; Alismatales; Araceae
Source: the annotation of a GenBank genome assembly
AUGGCGAUUGCGGAGAUAGAGGGGUUCCUAAAGGAAUGCGAGAGGUCGGGAGACGCCGCCUACGCCGCUUUCAAGUCGCUGUUGGAGAGGCUCGAUGAUCCCGUCACCAGAUCCGAUGCCAGGGUGUUCCUCGCCGAGCUACAGAGCCGUUUCGGCACCAAGGAGUCGGGGGAUCACUGCUUCCGAGUCUAUCACUUCCGAAUUCACGACAUUUUUCUCACCGACUACGAAGGUCGGCCACUCUCUUCUCCUUCGACGUCUAUGAUCGCUUGCAGUCUCGGUCAACUUGAUCGUACGAUAUCUCUGCUAUCUUUUUUGACGUGUCUCAUUCUGUGCUUAAUCGAAUCGCGAAGUUGUAUUUUUUUUUCUUUUUGUGAACAAUCCCCUGGUUCUCUAUCGUACUCUGCCGAUCAACUGCACAUGCUCGGAGAGCUUGUGAUUCGGUUUCUCGUACUAUUCCGGUCUUGACUUUAAACAGGCAUCGAUAUUGAUUCUAAAUUGUUCGCCAGCGUAUGGUGUCAUUUAGGGUUUCACAGACUACUCGCUCAUAGACUCGCUCGUUUUCCUUGUGGACGUUUUUUUUUUCGCAAUCAUUUACAUCAGUUCUGUUUUUUAUUCGUUAAUGGAUGAUCGUCUUUUGCAGAAAUCUGACGUGGCAAUAUUGUUUUAUUCAGUAGCAUCAUAUAAUUAUAUCGUUGUUGAUUUUUUUCCUAAAUAAUUUCAAAAACAUUCCGCAUCACAUGAACAGAUCCUUUUUCGUUUCAAUAGGGUUAUGCAACUUGCCUGCAACCUUUUUAUUCGUUUCUUUGAAUCUUUAUGACAAACUGGUACAUUUGAGUCAAGAAAGGUAUCCAUCGAUUCUUGUUGAUCAAAGUUUAUUAUUCCAUUGUAUCAUCAUGAGGAAAUGCAUAUUGGCAUAAUGUUAGGCAGCCUGUCUGGGAUGAAAUACGAAAGCUACGUUAUGAGAUACAAUACAUUAUCUUUUCGUAUGAAGAUUUCUGGCAAUGUUAUGAAAUUUAAUGAGCCGAGUAAUUUCACUUAUUAGAUCGUGUUUUUAAAAUGGUGAUUGCUCCCCAAUUCUGUACUUGUGAUAUUGCUUUUCUCUGAAAAUUUCAUUAGUUUUAUAUCUUAAAUUCGCCACACGAAAAUCAUUGCAUUUGAAGCAUCUUGAUUCGUGUUCCCUCUUCCUUUAGUAACUUGCAUUAAGUUUGCGGUAUUAACUAAUGAAUGAUCUUCGACUCGCAAACUUCUGAAAUGAAGAUUCCUUCAUCCUGUCAUUGAGACCACAAUACGAUUCUAGGAACGAACUUACUAGAUAAGACCCGCCUAAAAUACCCUUUGUUAGCCAUAAAAUGUGAACACGCCUUGCCUUAUACGGAAUCUAUCUAAAAUGAGCCGUUAAAUAUGAGUAUCACUCAUUCUUAACUCUUGAUAGCCUUGCCAUGUGAUCUGAUCUAAGAGCUUGAUCUAUGGUAGUAGUUUUCCAUUGAAGCUUCACUAGUUUAUAUCCUAAAAUUUUGGUGACCAGCUCCGCAUCAUCUGAGAUGUCGCAGUCCUUGAUAUUCAUCGCUUCACAAAGCGAUAUUCGUACUCGUGGCAACUCUUUUAAAAAGAAUUGGACACUCUUUUAUCCCUAGUGGUUCCUGGGAAAGCUGUAGAGGAAAUAAUAAUUAUUACAGCUUGGAAUUGGGGAAAAGAAUUUUUCCCCCAUACCUUAGUAAUUGGUGGAUAAUUGCGAGGAUCAUAAUGCUUCUUGAAAAGAAGAUUAUUGAACAUUUGAGCUUAAUCAUGGAAUACUGAUAAGUUCUUGAUGCCCUCAAUGGAGAAUCACCAUCUAGAGAGUCUAGUUUUAUUUCUUUCCACUUAGACAGGUAUCAAACAAGUUUUUCUCUUUUUCUGAGAUUUUAUUAUAAUUAUCUUCAUCUUCUGCAUAUUUAUUGAUUAUGAUAUUUAUUCAGAUGAUCAAUAUUUCAGUGAAAUAUUUAUAUUUUUUGUUUUAACUGCAACUUUUAUGCAACGUUAUUUCUAUUUACAUGGCUACAAGAUUUUUAUCAGACAUGAUGCGUAGAUUAGCUAGUUUGACGGACAUAUUAUUUCUUUCAGGGUAUAGUAAAAGAAAGAAACUGACUAUGUUGGAGAUUCCUAGCAUUUUCAUUCCAGAAGACUGGUCUUUCACUUUUUAUGAAGGAAUAAAUAGGCAUCCUGAUUCUAUUUUCAAGGAUAAGACAGUGGUUGAGCUCGGUUGCGGAAAUGGAUGGAUAUCGAUUGCACUUGCUGAGAAGUGGUUACCAUUAAAGGUCUGUUUCACUUACUUGGGGCAACAUUUUAAAGGCAACAUGUCUUCUCAUUCUCGGUGUGGGUACUCUUCUCAGGAAUUGCUGGCAAUCGAGAGCCAUGUUCUGUCCAAUUGAUGGCAUUCCAUUUCUCUUCCAGUAGUUUGUUGUGUGUUUUGUUUUUUAAUAUUAAUGCAGAAAUUGUGCUGUUUCUUGUCAUUUUUCUUCUUGAAGUAUUCAGAUCACUAAGCUGCUAGGUUUCCGGUUUGUGGCAGGUAUAUGGUCUUGAUAUAAAUCCAAGAGCAGUCAAAGUUGCGUGGAUAAAUCUAUAUCUAAAUGCUUUAGAUGAGAGUGGUCAUGGUAUCUAUGAUCAAGAGAAAAAAACUUUACUUGACCGCGUGGAGUUCCAUGAGUCUGAUCUUCUUGCAUAUUGCAGAGACAAUAAUAUGGAACUUGACCGCAUAGUUGGAUGCAUACCUCAGGUAUCACAAAACAUAUAAUUUAGAAAACAUGAUUUCUUUUUGAGAAUUUGGUCUUCUAGUAUAUGAAAAUAAAAGGUAGAAAAAGAAACCUGACAUCAGGUUUUACCAUUCUAACAUUUUAUCGCUAUCCUGAUUGCCUUUUGUUUUCCUUUCUUCAGAUUCUAAACCCAAAUCCCGAGGCGAUGUCAAAAAUAAUAACUGAAAAUGCAAGCGAGGAGUUCUUACAUUCAUUGAGUAACUACUGUGCGUUACAGGUUACAAUCUCUCUCACCCACUCACUCAACCUCCUCCCUCCACCCCCUUCUGGGAAAAUUCACACAGAUUUUUACUUUUUUUCACAAACUCUUGCACAAGUUUUAUUCCCUCUUUCUAAAAGGGGUUUCUUUGUUUUUUUUUUCUCGAAACUGAUGGGAAUAUCUUUGGAUAAUUGAAUAUAUUUUCUCUUAUGCGGAAUUUGUUUGCAUCAUUCGUUCUAGACCCACGCCUUUGAUUGAUCUUGGAAAUUAUGACUAUGACAGAAAAUCAAAAUUUCUUUUUUCCAACGGGUUUCUGAGAUCCAAUCUUGUUCACAAUUAAAUAAAACUGAAACAAGCAUAUUUUAUUUCAUCAACAACAAAUAAUUUAUGGUUUUUCUCUAGACUGUUUCGUGGUACUUUUACAAUAGCGUGCUUGUUUUGGUUCAAAUAUUUCUCAUUUAUUUUCACAUGUAAGAAUCAGUAUCAUGCUCUUCCUCAACGGGCCUCCAUUAGGAUUAGUUUAUGAAAUACAGUCCAUUGAUCAAGCCAUCCGGAGAUCCAUUUUGUACGGACUGAAACAUAUUUCCGGUAGUUUCCUACCUGCUGAAAAAACAUCUCUUCGUUCUUCGAACCAAUUACUGUGAAUAUUUCAGUCUUAUCUUGACUCGUUUUAGUUAAUUCGAUUCAGGGAUUCGUUGAAGACCAGUUUGGCUUGGGUCUCAUUGCCAGAGCAGUCGAGGAAGGUAUUUCUGUCAUCAAACCCACGGGUUUCAUGAUUUUCAAUAUCGGAGGUCGCCCUGGGCAAGGUGUCUGCAGGCGCUUGUUCGAGCGCCGUGGAUUCCGCAUCACAAAGCUUUGGCAAACCAAAGUUCUUCAGGUUCCCAGAACCAUCAUCCUCUUUCAUCCUUUUGCAUAAAACGAAAAUAGCAAGCAAUUAACUGAUCCCUGAUCACCCCAUCCAGCCAUGUCCGAUUGCUAAUCAGUUUAUCGGUCAAAUUCUUCAUUUGGCAACCUCAUCCCUCACAGAUAAAUAUAGGCCUUCUUGUGCUUGGAGAUAAAUAUAGAAACAUUUUCUCUCUGCAGGCUGCUGAUACGGAUAUUUCCGCCCUGGUUGAAAUCGAGAAGAACAGCCCCCAUCGGUUCGAGUUCUUCAUGGGCCUCGUCGGCGACCAGCCCAUCUGUGCCCGCACCGCCCUGGCCUAUGGGAAAUCAGGUGGCCGUAUCUCGCACGCUCUGUCGGUGUACAGUUGCCAACUCCGGCAUCCCAAUCAGGUCACAACUCGUUCCCACACUUGUCUCACGCUUCAUCUGCUGACGUCAACAGGAUCCGCUGACUUUCUUGAGAACGAUGAAUUCCGCAGGUGAAGGUCAUAUUUGACUUCCUCAAGAAUGGCUUCCAAGAAAUCAGCAGCUCCUUGGAUCUGUCCUUCGACGACGACGCCGUGGCGGACGAGAAGAUCCCAUUCCUGGCCUACCUCGCCAGCGUCCUGAAAAGUAACUCGUUCUUCCCUCUCGAGCCACCCGCCGGAAGUAUCCGUUUCCGGAAUCUCAUCGCCGGGUUUAUGAAGAUCUACCACCACAUUCCGCUGACCACUGAGGUGAGAGAAUCUCCCUCUUCUGAAAAGAGCAGACGUACGAAUACAGAGUUUUCAGCUGCUAUUGAUGCCUUCUCCUUCUCCUGCACCAGAAUGUCAUCGUGUUCCCAUCAAGGGCCGUGGCGAUUGAGAAUGCUCUCCGGCUCUUUUCACCGCAACUGGCAAUCGUCGACGAGAAUUUGACGAGGCAACUGCCCAAGCAGUGGUUGACUUCUUUGGGUAUCGAGGUUGGCUCUCUCUCUCUCUCUCUCCCCUCCGUUCUUCACCCGCUGGUGACAAGUUCUCCUUGAUGGUUUGGUAAUCCGUGGUAUGAUCAAUAAGUUGAAUAAAAAUCGAUGCUUUCCAUCAUGGUUAGAGAAUUUUAUUUUUUUUCAGUGGAUAGAACACUCUGACGGGUGGGUCUCUCGUCUUCUUCUGACAGGGGACGACGGCGGAGGAUGUAGUGACAGUGAUCGAGGCCCCGCGGCAGUCGGAUCUGAUGAUCGAGCUGAUAAAGAGGCUGAGGCCGCAGGUGGUGGUGACGGGCAUCGCUCCCUUCGAGGCCAUCACGAGCUCCGCUUUCGAGCACCUGCUGGCCGCCACCCGGGAGGUCGGCUCUCGCCUCCUCCUGGACAUAUCGGACCAUCUCGAGCUCUCCAGCCUGCCCGCCUCCAACGGGGUCCUCAAGUACCUUGCCGGCAACGUUCUCCCCUCCCACGCCGCCAUCCUCUGCGGUCUCGUCAAGAACCAGGUACAAACUCACCUCUUCCCAGAAUGGAAUGAGGCAGCUCGCCGUUGUCCUUAUCGGCCAAUGCCGUCACUGUUUUUUUGUCUGAAAGUCUCGUAUUUCAGGUGUAUUCGGAUCUGGAGGUGGCGUUCGUCAUCUGCGAGGAGCAGUCCAUCGUCAACGCGCUAUCGAGGACGGUUGAGCUGCUGGAGGGCCACACCCCCGUCUUCAGCCAGUACUACUACGGCUGCCUCGUCCACGAGCUCUUGGCAUUCCAGAUCCCCAACCGCCGCCCGCCGACGCAGGUCAGUUCUUCUCUUUCCUAGUAACACGAAUAAUUCAGACAAAGGAACGUCCCUGUCCCUGUCUCUGUCUGUCUGUCUGUCUCUCUCUCUCUCUCUCUCUCUCUCUCUCUCUCUCUCUCUCUCUAGAGAGAGAGAGAGACAGAGAGACAGAGACAGAGAGACAGAGAAAUGAUUUUUCUGUAAAAAAAGGAACACCAUUUCCAGAUGCCCUGCGGUUCCUCAAUCCCCCACUGCAUGUUUUUGAUGAUGCAGAGGAAGCCCGCGGCGGAUCGCAGCCCCAGCAAGGUGAUCGGCUUCGCGAGAGCCGCCGCCGCCGCCUUCGGCGUGGCGGAGCUCUUCAUGAGCUCCCCGCCGGCGGCGAUCAACAUGGACGUGGACCAGAGCUUCCUGCCGAUCCCCUCCACCGUCAAGGCCUCCAUCUUCGAGGGCUUUGCCAGGCAGAACAUGGCCGACUCCGAGACCGACGUCCUCCCUUCCAUCCACCAGCACCUUCUCCGCACCCUCGGCCUCCCCACCGGCGGCGGGGCCGCCUCCUCCGAGCUCUUCUUCUACGGGAACUCCCCACUCGGCCUCUUCUCCAAGCUUGUCCUCUGCUGCAUCCAGGAGGGCGGCACCCUCUGCUUCCCCACCGGCGCCAACGGCAACUACGUCUCCGCCGCGAAUUUCCUCAAGUCCGCCACCGCCACCAUCCACACCCGCCGCGAGGACGAUUUCAAGCUCACCGCCGCCGCCCUCGCCGCCGCUCUCCCCUCCAUCUCCAACCCCUGGGUCUACCUCUCCGCGCCCACCGCCGCCCCCACGGGCGCCCUCUACGGCCACCAGGAAAUCCAAUCGCUGCUCGCCGCCUGCGCCGCCGCCGGCGCCCGCGUCGUCCUCGACACCUCCUUCUCCGGCCUGGAGUUCGCCGGAGAAGACGAUGACCACUGGGAGCUGGGGAGCUGCCCCGCCCUCUUCGCCGUCCUUGGAGGGUUCUCCUACCACCUGCUCACCGGGGGGCUCGACUUAGGCUUUCUCCUCGUGAACGACCCCGCCAUGGCGGAGGCCUUGCGCAGCUUCCAGGGCCUGAGCAGGCCCCACGGCACCGUCAGAUACGCCCUCAAGAAACUCCUCGCCCUCAAGGCCCAGCCCUCCAGCCACUUGCACGCGGCGCUCCGCCACCACAAGCAGAUCCUCGCCGACCGCUCCCGCCGCCUCUCCGAGGUCCUCUUCUUCCCUCCUGGCCCGCUGCGUUUCACUGACUUCAUUCGAUUGAUUUUCUUUCCCUCUUCGCAGACGCUGAGGGCGUGCGGGUGGGAGGUGGUGGGGUGCGGCGGGGGGACGUCGCUGGUGGCGCGGCUGCCGCCGGCGUACGUGGGGAAGGUGAUGGUGGAGGGAUCGGCGGUGACGGUGGCGGUGGAGGAGGACGGUAACAACAUGAGGGAGGUGCUCGUGAGGGCCACGGGGCUGUGCAUCAACAGCGGCUCCUGGACAGGCAUCCCCGGCUACUGCCGCUUCUCCUUCGCCCUCCCCGACGACCUCUUCGACCAGGCCCUUCACUCCAUCCGCCGCUUCCACCAACUCCUCCUCACCUCCGCCAUAGCCUCCCAUUCGACAACUACAUAG